Messenger RNA from Fomitopsis serialis, 3126 nucleotides. Its product is annotated as AAA-domain-containing protein. The record is from RefSeq and is a predicted model, not a curated record. Lineage: Eukaryota; Fungi; Basidiomycota; Agaricomycetes; Polyporales; Fomitopsidaceae. The coding region runs from base 1 to 3126 and encodes 1041 amino acids. Gene Ontology annotation, biological process: protein import into peroxisome matrix. The transcript is spliced from 19 exons. Gene Ontology annotation, molecular function: ATP binding; ATP hydrolysis activity. Gene Ontology annotation, cellular component: peroxisomal membrane; cytosol; peroxisome.
AUGCCGCGAAGAGCACGCAUUCACUUUCGACCUCAAGGACUCGCCGUCCAUCUAACUUGGGUUCACGCAGAUGGCGCAGAUGCCCCGAAGCGAAAGCUCGAGGCAUAUGUCGGCUGGACAGGCAUGGCGUCUGCCUCGUCGCUGGCGCACUUCAACAGCGCAGGCAGUACCGACAAAGGCCUUGAAACCAUUGAGAUGGAUCCACAGUUCGCGCAAGGACUUGGACUGUUGUCCGGCGACGUCGUAGAGAUUGGGUUGUUGCACGACCUCGCAUACGCCAAAACAGUCGCUACUGAACCAGAACUCCAUGCAUCUCACGUCGAGUCGACCCUCCUCUCGCAGGUGAGAGUGGCUGCCGUGGGACAAGAGAUCGAUAUCUGGGUGCUUGGGCGCACUAGAGUUCGUCUUAGAGUGGAGCCCUCGACAUCAGGCAAGGCACUCCUGCUCACGACGAGCACCGAAGUGAGUAUAGCUCCGAAGCUGCACGCUCGACAAAAUGGCGCUGUCGUCAAUGGCAAGACCAAGCAGAAGAAACAUCGCAGUGCCAACGGUAAGGUCGACGGCAUCAGCGGUCCAGCAGAAGGCCACGCAGGGCCAACACCAGCCGAUGAAGUUAUACGCUCGCCCGCGCGCAUGAUGCGCGUGCUUCCCCAGCGACUGGUCUCACUGCCAUCGAUGCUGGUCAAUUCCUCGCAGGAGUCGGACGUGAUUGUGGCGUACGUUUCGAAAGCCACGCUGGGUGCUCAGAACGAACCUUCGGGCUCCUCGUCCGACCCGCUGCCUUGGCGUGCUCGUGUCAGGAGGCUGUCGCCACCGAGCGAUCCAUCGCAAGAGCAGGCAUCUGGAGCACCAACGGCGCCGCCUGCUCCCCGCGUACUUAUCCCUAACGGAGAAGCAUCGAAUACAAAGGCACUGUCGCAGCCGCCCGAGAAAGUGCGUGACGAGGUGGUGCUGAUCUGGUCGCAGGGCGUGCCUGUCCCGGAAGGUCAUAUUGUACCGUGUGGCCAAAUAGAAUGCGUGGAAGAUGGGACAUGGCUCAGAGUAUCUUUUGUCGCGCCGGAGGCUGCGUCUCUGCCCGAGCUGGGACACUUUGCGGAGCCAAACUCGCAUAUGUUGAGUGACACCAUGCGAACAUUGGAGCCGAGAAAUCAUGGCCUAGCCGGCGUCGACGACAUCCUCGGCAAAGCCGUCAAGUUCUGUCAGACCAACUUUCUAGUCCAUGCAUUCGGGAGCAGGGUCCGCGGAGUUCCGGGGCUUCUGGUGACCGGUCGGUCUGGAGCGGGGAAGACAUCCCUCCUACAUGCGAUCGCGCAAUCGAUGCAGGAAGACCCCACAAUUUUUGCAUAUGUACUCCAUGUGGACGUGUCAAAACACGCCGAGACUCCGGUAGGCAAGACGCGCGAUCUGCUUCGAUACUGGAUAGCCAAGGCGACAUGGCAUCGGCCCUGCGUCCUUGUCAUGGACAAUAUCGACAAACUGAUGAGUGCCGAGCUCGAACAUGCCGACUCGUUCCGUAGCCGUCACAUCACUGAGCUGUUCCUAUCUACGUUUGGCCCGUCAUCGCGUACUGCGGCUCCCAACGCCAACGGCAUAGUCCUCCUCGCGGCUGCUGAGUCUCAGGUAGCACUGCAUCCAUCGCUGAACUCAUCGCACCUGUUUCAAGAGGUCGUUUCUUUGAAACCUCCUGCAAAGGAUGCUCGACGAGAUAUCAUCAGCCAGCUUGUUCGGGAGCUUAUGGAUACGUCAGAUAUCACCGAAGACGUGUCCAAAUCUGUCAACUUCACUGCUCUCGCAACGCAGACUGAGGGAUACUCCGUGACCGACCUCAAAGACUUCGUUGCCAGAGCAGUGCAUCAAGCCGCGAUUCGUAGUAGAGGGGAUGGCGAUGGUGGAGAAGGGGUGACUACACUUGUUCCGGAAGACUUUGCCACGGCUCAGGUCGACUUCGUCCCUCACUCCCUGCGUGACGUGAAGCUGCAGAAAUCUGAAGUAGAAUGGGCGGAUAUCGGUGGGCUCAACGAGACCAAACGGAUUCUCCGAGAGACUCUCGAGUGGCCGACGAAGUAUGGACCUAUAUUCGCUCAGUCCCCCUUGCGCCUGCGUUCUGGACUCCUACUGUAUGGCUAUCCUGGCUGCGGCAAGACUUUGCUGGCUUCGGCAGUGGCGAAGGAGUGUGGGUUGAACUUCAUCAGCAUCAAGGGGCCUGAGUUACUGAACAAGUACAUCGGAGCAAGCGAGAAAUCUGUUCGAGACCUCUUCGAACGGGCGAGUGCUGCCAAACCAUGUGUCCUUUUCUUCGACGAGUUCGAUUCCAUAGCCCCCAAGCGAGGGCAUGAUAGCACCGGUGUGACCGACAGAGUUGUGAAUCAGAUGCUGACUCAGAUGGAUGGUGCUGAGGGGCUCGAUGGCGUUUACGUAUUAGCUGCCACAAGUCGGCCUGACCUCAUUGACUCAGCCCUUCUGCGUCCAGGUCGACUGGAUAAGUCCUUGCUCUGCGACAUGCCCACUAUUGACGAGCGCAGAGAAAUUCUAGAAGCACUUAGUCGUAAAGUCAAGGUUGCUCCGUCCGCAAAUAUCCAAGCUAUUGCUGGUGAGACGGCCGGAUUUUCUGGCGCAGAUCUGCAGGCACUGGUGUACAACGCACAUCUGGAGGUCAUACACGAAGCUCUUCCUGGCCCGUCCAGCACUGCGAAAUCGGUCGUCGAUGAUGCCAGCGACGGAGUGCAUGAAGAUGAUAUCAAAUACAGCCAACUUGGGGAGUCAUCACCUGAGUCUCAGCAGGUGCUGUCAAGAGCGGAAGAGGCAGCGUUUCAACGACGUCUCCAAAGGAUUCUACACGAGCCACGUACCCAACAAGAUGACCAAAGCUAUGCCACCGCACAGGACAAACCAGUACGAAAGCUCGGAUGCUCUACACAUCGUCGUACUGAGCGAUACCCCAUGCAGACAUACGAGAUCACUGACGCGCAUCUCCGUCGCGUUUUGCUGAUAACACGUCCUUCCGUGCCCCAUGAGGAGCACGAACGAUUAAGUCGCAUCUAUCGUACCUUCGUGUCAGACAGAAAUGGCGAGUUGCCGGUACCUCCGGAAGGUACGGAAGUAGGUAGUCGGGUAUCCCUGAUGUAG